AUGUCCCAAGACAAGUACAAGUACCGCGUGGAAAUCCAACAAAUGAUGUUUGUGCUGGGUGAAUCCAACGACGCGCCAGUAGAAACCACAAUGAUUAUCGAAGAUAUAGUUCGAGGCCAAGUUAUAGAGAUUCUUAUUCAGGCUACCAAGACUGCUUCUGCUCGUGGAUCCAAAUCAAUUGCACCAGAAGAUGUUAUAUUUCUCAUACGGCAUGACAAAGCCAAGGUCAACCGAUUACGAACGUAUCUUUCAUGGAAAGACGUUCGAAAAAACGCCAAAGAUCAGGAAAGUGGUGGAACUGAAUCAUUGAUUGAAGGUGGUGCAGAUGCAAGCGGUGCUGGCGCCGGUGCUCCCGGAGGAGGUACUGGGGUUGAUUCGUCCAAGAUGCUUUCGCGGUACAAGAAACUGAGAAUACGGCUUCCCUGGGAGGUGCAAUAUAUGUUUUCUGAGCAGCAUCUCGAAGCAGCAGAUGAAGCCGAGGAGGUGGAUGAUGAGGAAAAAGCUGCCACGAUUGCGUCGUUGAAACGAUUAAAGAUGGCGGACGACAGAACUAGGAAUAUGACAAAAGAGGAAUACGUUCAUUUCUCAGAAUGUCGACAUGCUUCUUUCACAUUUCGUAAAGCCAAGCGGUUUCGGGAAUGGGCUCAAAUUGCUCAAUUAUGUGAUUCCAGGCCCAAUGAUGAUGUCAUAGAUAUCUUGGGAUUUCUAACGUUUGAAAUUGUGUGCUUUCUUACCGAGGAAGCAACGGCCAUCAAGAGCGCUGAAGAGAAAUUGGUUCAAAUGCUGAUGGUGAAAACCGGUAAAGAGAUGACCAAACGAAGAAGAAAAUAUCUAUUUGAUCGUCCUGACGAGCUAGCAAAGCCAUUGAUGCCGUAUCAUAUCGAAGAAGCAUGGCGCCGACUUCAAUCGUUGGACAACAAACAUAAGGCGGUGCGAUCAUUUGGAGGUGGACGCAUCAAGACGAGAACUGCAUUAAUAUGA
Messenger RNA from Meyerozyma guilliermondii ATCC 6260, 981 nucleotides. It is a transcript of the gene SPT3, whose product is annotated as transcriptional regulator. Bases 1 to 981 code for a protein of 326 amino acids. Lineage: Eukaryota; Fungi; Ascomycota; Pichiomycetes; Serinales; Debaryomycetaceae. Gene Ontology annotation, biological process: transcription by RNA polymerase II. The transcript has a single exon. The record is from RefSeq and is a predicted model, not a curated record. Gene Ontology annotation, cellular component: SAGA complex. Gene Ontology annotation, molecular function: transcription coregulator activity; protein heterodimerization activity.